Molecule: messenger RNA, 11110 nt
Organism: Haemorhous mexicanus (house finch)
Lineage: Eukaryota; Metazoa; Chordata; Aves; Passeriformes; Fringillidae
Gene: MIMS1
Product: family with sequence similarity 210 member A
Exons: 5
Coding region: 281-1174 (297 amino acids)
Cellular component (GO): mitochondrion
Source: RefSeq, a predicted model, not a curated record
CGGGACGGAUCCCCCACCGCCCCGGCUUGUGGGGGGAUCGGGCUGCUGGCGCCUUCCUUCUGGCUGCCUUCCCUUUGACCAGUCCGCGUUGGUCGGCCUUGAGGGACGUCGGCCGCGACCCAAGCAAGUGGGGUGGAAAGAUUUCUUGCAGGGGCUUCAAUGUGUUCAAGACAUAUAUUUGAAAGGUGGGGAACUAGUGGAAGAGUUGCAACUUUUUGAAGAUACACACCUUACCAUAUCUAGAAAGUAAUAAAGGAAACUUCAUCCACACUUCACCAAAAUGCAGCGGAGUCUGUUACAUUCUGCAUCUCAGCUGGCUCACGGGACGUGUUGGUUCUUCCCCCGCACCGGUGUCUUUCAGUGCUUAAAAGGACAGUCUGUGCUUGCUAAUGUGGGAUGCAAAGUGAUUCUGGCACUAGACCCUCCUAAACGAUGUCUUCAUGCGGGUGCAGCUCACUUUGCCUCAAAGAAAACUGAUUUUCAAUCACAGCCAGCAAACACUUCUCACAAAGUACCAGAAGAGAGAAAUUCUUUGCCUUCGGCCACUGAUGCGCCCAAGCAGAGCCCUGCAGAGUCAGAUUCUUCAGAACCUGAUCCAUUACAAGAUAAAUCAAUUAGUCUUGUUCAGAGAUUCAAGAAGACUUUUAAGCAGUAUGGGAAAGUCAUGAUUCCAGUGCACCUUGUGACUUCCAGUGUAUGGUUUGGAUCCUUUUACUAUGCAGCCAUGAAUGGGGUGAAUGUUGUUCCAUUCCUAGAGUUGAUUGGCUUACCAGACAGCGUAGUAGACAUCUUGAAAAAUUCCCAGAGUGGAAAUGCACUAACUGCAUAUGCAUUGUAUAAAAUUGCAACUCCUGCCAGAUACACUGUGACUUUGGGAGGAACGUCUGUCACUGUUAAAUACCUACGUAGGCACGGCUACAUGUCCACACCACCACCUGUAAAGGAAUACCUACAAGACAGGAUGGAGGAAACAAAGGAUAAAAUUACAGAGAAGAUGGGGGAAACAAAGGAUAAAAUUACAGAGAAGAUGGGGGAAACAAAGGAUAAAAUUACGGAGAAGAUGGGGGAAACAAAGGAUAAAAUUACAGAGAAGAUGGAGGAAACAAAGGAUAAAAUUACAGGGAAGAUACAAGAAACCAAAGAUAAAGUUUCUUUUAAAAAAAUAAAGGAGUAGGAGAGAUGCUUGAUUUUUGGAUAUAUCAAACUUAGCACUUUAACCCUUUGUGAGGCAGGAUAUGCAAAGUACACUUCUGAGCUUUUUUCCUUUUUUUUUUUCUUUUAUAUUUUUUACCCUUUGUCUGGAGAUGACAAUUGCUACAUGGAUUUAAAGGUUAAAGUUCCUUAGGGAAGAGGUUGUGACCUAAAAGUUUCAAUUUUCAGAAGGAAAAGUGAAUCUCAGAUUAGAAGUUAAUAUGUCCCUUGAUAAUAAUGUUAAGAAUUACUCUUCCCUCUUUUUUUCCCACAUCCUCCUCCAAAUGAAGGCGAUUUCUGCCAAGAGCCACUACUCUGUACUUCUCCCAUCACAGUGCACAGCCAUGGUUCCACUAGACUGCAUCUUCCAUUAAAUAAGAAUGAAGAUUUCUCUGUUGGGAAGAGCAACAUGUUUAGAUUUUUAGAGCACGUGGACCCAAGCCUCUUCAAUCGUGAUCAUCUCUCAAUUUGGAGCAGACCAUUGUCACUGAUACUGCACAUGAAGGAAUUGAUGGAUCAGCUACUGAGCAGGAAUUCAUUACAAUGGUUUCCUUGGCUUCAGCCAGGCUCCUGUGGUUUAUGGGCUGAGACUAUGAAUCUUUCUUGAACAGUGCAUCUCUUCAGAAAUCUCAACUGAAAGCUAUAGGAAGAUGAGUUAAUCACAGUAGCCAUACUGUCAAGUAUACUUUGUUUCCUGAAGUUGAUUUACAGUACAAAGUCAUUAAAAUCAAUAAUUGCAUAUUAAACACUAGGAUUUGUUCAUUGUGUUAAAGUUUACAAACCUGCUCUGUUUCAUUUUUGAAACAAAAAAGAAUUGAAAGAAAAGUUUACUUGAGAAAUUGCUAUACUAAGGGGCUUUUUAAACACAUGGAAAGUUAGAGUUAAACCCCAAAGUUCCUCCUCCUCCCUGAGUAAAACAAUUUGACUAAAAUAAGCAUGAUUUCUGAGACAGCGAUCACAGUCUACCAAACUUUUUUCCCCUAGAUAAAGUCAAGCAAACAUUUAUUCUUACCUGAAUUCUGAAAUGCUGUCUCAGAUGUCAUAAAGAACUAAAGUUGAAACUGUUAUAUUUGGCUGGGCAAGCAAACUUCUCUCAGUUUUAUUCAAACGUAGGCUGAAUUGAAGUGUUUCUACUACAGAUCUCACUUUGUAGCAACUCAGCAUGUGUAAGUUGUUUGACAAAGGUGCUUUUUUUCAGGGGGAUAUGGGGAAGCAAUAGAGUUGGACCCUGAGCAUUGCAAUUUACUGGAGUGAAAAAAUAUAGCUGAUGAAGUAUCAGCUCUGCCUCACUGUCCCAUUCUCAUUCAAGUCACUGAGGGCUUCUCUAUGUUUAAGUGAGUUGAACUUCAUUAACUUCAUUAAUUGUGCAGGAUUCAUUACAUACUUCUCUGCCUCUGCCCACAUGUUAAAUAGUAACUGCAAUCUAAUGCCUACCUCACAGGGAUGUUGUGAGGAAUAAUCAUUGUAUAUUCAGUGACCUGAAGAUGUAAAGUGCCAUGUUUCUGAUAAAAAUUAUUUAAAAAAAUAUUUCUGUGAACUCUUACACUGCUAAGUACUACUGUUAAGGACUAGAGUUAACAGAUGCUUUUUUGUUUUUCUCUUUUAGUAAGCUUUUCCUUACUGUCCCCCUGCACACAGUCUUCUGAUGUUGGCAUUUCUUCUGAUUUCCCACUUUUGGGGGCAGUGUUACCCAUGUCCUUUGCAGGACCCUGCAAAGCCCAAAUUGUGCCCCAAUAACAUUGCAUGGUCACUCUCAGUCUGGGGCCACAUAUGGGACCCUUUCAGUGCAACUCACAGGAUUCAUCUCUUUACACAAGGCAGGGAUUGCACAGGGGCACCUUGGUGUCCUAGGAUGAGUUUUUAGCCCUUAGAGAUGUUAGAACUUGUUUAUUACACCACCUCUUCUUGCUCUUUCCCUUGCCCAGCUGGCCUGUGACCACUCCAGUGUUUAUUGACCCAUCUCUACUAAUGCUGAGUACAAAAGCUGAUUGUCUUGGAGUUGACUGUCCUGUGUGAUCAUUUCUGCAGCUGCAGGAACAGCUCACAGGGACUCUUGCCAAGUGCCUCCUCUGUGUAGGUGGUCAAUUUUGCAGCAUGGAGAAGCUUGAGGAGUUUCUGGGACAACCACUUCCUCCACCCAGCAUGUCAGUUGACAAAGCACAGAGUUACAUGGAUCCAUUUAUACAAAGCGAGAGGGGAAAUCUUUAAGACUUUGGAAGUCUGACCUGGAGAGCUUUUGUAAGAAUUAGUCACAUACUUGAUGACCUUGUCUCAAAUUGGCCUUAUAUAGAACCUCUGCCUCUAGUGCAGAGAGCACCUGGGGAGUUUCCUGGGCUGCCCAGGGAAUGAAUGUAAGGCCACCUGGUGCCCAGCAGGUACCCAGCUAUGCUGCAGUUUUAACUCGGCUAAAGUUGACUUUCAUCCUGUAUCUCUCUUAUAAAUUAUCUUGCCAUGAUACUAAGGUGCAGUUCUUGUUAGUGACAGCCUUAGUGUGAGUCUGCAUGGCUGGCAGCCAGGGGCCACCACCCUUUGAAGAGGCAGUGUGCCUGCACUCUGCUGGCAGGCUAGGGCAAGCAAGGGGCACCUGGGGACAGCGUCUCCUUCUGGUACCCAGGCCAGCACAGUUGGCACACUCAUGUGGCAGCAGUGUCCCUUAAGGUGGAACAGCAUCAGUGAGUGCCUUCAGAAGCAGAGAAGGACAGGGGAGCAGGUGCCAUGGCCUGGGAAAGCAGUUUGGCCACAGCCCCAAGAGGCCCUGAGGCAGCCCACAAGUGACCAAGCAAGGGAGCGCCCAGCGAGUGCCAGGAGUCCUUGGUGAGAUGAAAAGCCCAGAGAGAAGCCCAGCAGCACCUUCUGUUGCCCAUAGGACCAUUCAGUCAGUGCUAUCAGGGCUUGCCUUUUUACCUCUCGCUGUUCAGCAUCCUCGUGGGAAAGGGCUGUCCCUUCAGGCUCUAGAGGGUGGGUGGGGGUGUGGGUCCCUCCACCUCUGCAAGGCUUCAGAAAUCUGGUGAGACCAGGACUGAGGCAUCCAUCACUACAUAUACAGCAGGGAAAUGGCUGCUUUGGCAAUCUCUCCCACUUCUGUCUGCUCCCAGCUCACAUGUAACACCACUGCACAGCAUCACCAAGUCACAACCUGCAACGGGGCUGGACCUGAAACUGGGACAGUGCUCAACUGUAAGUCUGAGCAGGCUGGGUCUGCAAUUGGGCAUCCCAAGAUGAGUCCAGAGUACAUGCUGUGAUCAAAGCAGGGAAUCUGUGCCAAAACUGGGGCCCCAGGAUGGAGUGGGAGUAGAUGUUAAAGUCUAAGCAGGGGGGCAGAUUUGAAAUCACAUCCCAUGAUGUGACUGGAGCUGAAGCUGCAAACCAGUGCAGAGCCAAAUCCAACAUCACAACUCACUACUUGGCUUGGGCCUAAGUUGCUGCUCAAGAUGGGGGAGAGACAAAGUCAAAACCCAAGCACUGUCCAGAGCCAAAAUUGCAGCUAAAGGUGGGCUCAGAGUCAACAUAACAUCCCUACUGGGACUGGAACAAAAAUCAUGGCCCAGUAUCAGGACAGACCAGCAAUCACCACCUGAGGUAGUGCCAGAGCCAAAAAAUUCAUAUCCAAGAUGGGCUGGAACCAAAGCCAUGGCCAGAGGUAGGGGGCAGAGCCUACACUGCUGCCCAGACUGCUGUGGCACUCACUGUCUGAGCACGGAACAGAGCCAAAUUUGAGUUGGAGGCAAGUAGUGGUCCAAGACAGGGCAGGAACUGAAGAUGAAGUUUUAGCUCUCAUAUUUUUCAGAUUCUGUACUGCAUUAGUAUAUAACUCUGAACUUCAUAAAAAGUAUUUGCACGUUCUCUUCACAGCUGAAACAAAACAAUCCUUUUCCAGACUGUGAACCAAGGUCACCAGGCUCUUGGACUGCCCAAGGUGUAACCUUUGAAGGCCUUUCUAAUAAAUACCUACUUUAUUUCUCUUACUCUGUCUAGCUUCUGUUCUAGGUAACCUCUCCAGGCAUCCAAAUCACAGCCAAAUAUUGAGCCAGAGCUGAAAUCGUGCCCAGAAAUGCCACUGAGAUGAAGCCACAGACCAACAUGGGGCUACAGCCACAGUUACAACCUGCCAUCCCUAGCCACAGACACAGACCAAAUAGGUUGCUGAAGUAGCAACCUGGUAUUAGGCCAGACCUGUCUCAGAGGCUCAAGAUGUGUCUGAAACUGAAAUCAUGGCCUGAAAUUGCAAUGGAGCUAAAGUCACAUCUAAAGAUGGGGCCAGAGCUGAAGCCAUGACCCAAGAUUUCCCCUAGAAGCAGAGUAACAGCCCAAGAUAUGACAAGGAACAAAUUAGCAACCCAAAUAGGGGCCAAAGGCACAGACAUGGUCUGAGACUGAGCAAGAGCCAAAGAUACAGCAAAAAUGGCACCAUCACUGGUAUUACAGCUCAGGAUGGAGUUGGAGCUAAAAUCACAGUCUGAUACAGAACUGGAGCCAAACUUGUGCCUUGAAAUGGGGCCAGAGCCAAAGUCGCAGCUCAAUAUGGGACUGGAGCAGAAGCCAUGAUCCUCACCGGGGCUGGAGCAGGGACCAGAGCUGAAGCCCUGAUCCAAAACCUGAGCCAAACUCAUGGCCUCACAGUGGACAGGAGCUGAAGACAUGGCUCAAAAAUAGCCACCAGUCACUGAACAGGGAACAGAGCUGAAAUCACUGCCCAAGAAGGAAAAGUUGCAGCCUGAAAUGGGCUAAAGCAGAAGUCAUGAACCAUGCAGGGACCAAAGGCAAAGUUGCAACUGAGUAUCAAAGCAGAGAAAAAGAUGUGGAUGGCCAGGUGGCCAGAGGCUAGGUCACAGCUUGACCCAGGACUGAAGCUGAAGUAGCAGCCCAAACAAGAGCUGUAAUAACCUCCCAGCUGGGGCCAGAGCCAAAGCUGUGAUCUACCAUCAAGCUGUUGGCAAAGCUUCUGGUCAGUAUCAGGCCAGAGAUUAAGUCACAGCCCAAUACCAAUCCAGAACCACAAUUGCAAUCAGAGCCAAAGCAGGAGCAAAAGCAGGAGCCCAAGAUGGCAAUGAAGCCAAAUUUGUGGCCUGAGCAAUAGCUUAAGCCAAGGUUGCAGAUGAAGAUGUGGCUGGAGACAAAGUCACAAGCCAAGACAAGCCAGAGCCAAAGCCAUGGCCCAAACAGUGAUCAAGCCACAGCAACCUCCUGAGGAGGGGUCAGACCCAAAGCAGCCACCUGAACAAUGGCCAGAGCCAAAGUUAUGGCCAAAGAUGGGGCUGACACAAAAAUCUCAACGCAGUGUUGAGCCAGAGCUGCAGUAGCAGCCUGAGGUGAGCCAGAGCUCAAACUGCUGCCAUAGAUGGGAGCAAAUAAAGUCUCACUCCAGUAACUCUACAAAGCUGAGGUUAACAGCUCAAUCUGACACCAGUCACAGCCCAGGCAGCGAACCGAGCAAAGUUGCUGCCCCAUGUCAGGCCAGCUCCAAAGUCAUAAAACAAGAAGGGCAGAGCAGAGUCAAAGAGCAAGCAGGGGCAGAGCAGACCCCAUGAGCCUGAGCUGGAGUCAGAGCCCUGUAUCAGGCUGGGGACAUGCUUGUGAGCAAGCAUGUCCCCAGCCUGCUUGCUGGGGGGAGACGGGACCAGAAUCCAAGUUGUGGCUCAGGAUGGGUCCUGGAGCUGCAACCAUUGCCCAAGAUGGGGUUGGAGACCUGAUAGAGGCCCAAGGUGGCUCCUGAUCUCUACUCACAGCCUGAGCAGAGGUCCAACCUGCCUGAUGGGACUAGAGCCAAAAUCACAGCCCAGCCACGGGCCAGAGCUGAAGCCUGAUACAAAGCUGGAGAUGAAGAGACAGGGUCAAGGAGCAGAGGCUGGAGCCCAACUCAAAGAGUGAUAUUCAGCCAGAGCCAAACCUAUGACCAGCUCUAUUGGCCUGAAACAGGCAGGAGAAAAAGCUGCAGACCAAGAUGGAGCUGAGUGGAAAUGGCAGCUCAACAUAGGGCCAGAGGUGAAUUCACAUCCUGAACAGGACCCAGAGUUAAAAUGAUGGCCCAAGAUGGGCCCAGAACCAAAGUCAGAGCCUGACAGGGGAACAGCUGAAGUCUCAGCCCAAGAGGAGCUGAAAUCUUGGCCUAAGCAAUGGCUGGAACUGAAGCAAUAGUGAAAAUGGGGCCAGUCAAAAAAAUGGCCUGAACAAAGACCAGAGCCAGUCACAGUCUAAAUUAUUGCCCAAGCUGAAGGUGCAGCUGAGCCUUUUGAGCAGGGUUGGCACCAAAGCUGUGACCUGGUAACAGGGCAGAGCAAAAAUAGCAACUCAAGAUGCUGCUGGAGCCAAAGUUGAAACAAAUUCCUCUGAUUGUGUCCCCUUCAGGGUGUCAGCUUAGGGCAUUGCAUCACAUUCAUCCUUGUUCAUCACUUACCAUCAGCAACAAUAAUAAUUAGAGAAUUGUAAUUAUCCCCUGGCAAUUAGCUGCCUAUUUCUACAAUCUUCUUAAGUAGAAAGAAUACAUCUUGAUUUCAAAAGCCUGCAGGGUAACAUGCAGUGUUAAGUUUGGGCUUGAGUUUGAUGAAUUGAUUGGACAAUCAGAGAGGAGGGAACACAGGGGAGGAUAUUCAGGCUUGUUUAGGAAUAAUGCCCAAACAUGCUACAGUUCUUGAGUCAACUCCAUUGCCAGUCAAGUGUUAAAUGCUCUGUGUCCUCCUCUCAAACUCACGCUAAAUCAAGAAUCUUAUGUACUCUUGCAAUCAGAAUAAAAUCAUAAAACUGAUGUAAUUUCUACCUGAAAUGCUAUGCUGAAUCCAUCAGAAGUGCAGUUGGGAUCCUACAUUUAAUAUGACUCAGAACUGUAGUGCUGGGAGGCUGUUAGUAGAACAGAUCCAGCACCGGUAAUGUCAAUGGGCUGCCUUGGUGACCUAAAGCAGGCAUGGAGAGACAGCAGAGACUCCUUGUGAACACUGCCUUGACCUGGCUCUUGUGCUUACUGAUGACCUCCCAUCUGGGAUCACAAAGCAGGUGGAGACAAAAUCCAGCUCACCAUGAGCUUCUAAAUAACACAAGCUGCAAGUUUACCUCCCAUCCUUUUUUAGUGAUCGUUUCACAUGGAUUUGUUCACAGGUACAAAAAGAGUUGCCGGACCUUGUAAGGAUAUGGAUGUGAGAGAACAUGAGAGAGCACAGAGAUGAGCAGCGAUGCUGUACUUGGCCUUCAGCUGAACAGACCCUGCAGUAAGUGGUGCAGAGUCCCCUCAGCUGGCACUGUCAAGCACUUCCACCAGCACAUUUACACCAGCUCUUUAUCCAGCCACUGCCUGAGAGCCACCUUGGAGCACCUUUCCUCCAAAAACAGGUGCCUGCACACAGCUGUGGCCUCCAGCUACCUCCCAGAUGUGGCAGAUGUGUUUUAAUGCAGAAGGAGACCUUUGGAUGAAUUGUAGUGGAGAAAGGAAGAUUUCUAAGCCUUGGUUAACUGAUGACUAAUGAUAUGGUUGGCUAAAUACCUGAAUUAAGUUUUUAUCCUGGAUUAGCUUAGAAAAGCCAUGAAAAUAAAGAGAACCGUGUCAUUUUAUAGAAGUGAACUCAAAGUUUCGGCCUAAUGUACUAACAGUGUAUUUUCUAUUGCUGGAUUGCUGUGCACUAGCCCUCACACCUCUACACAGCAUGUACCCACAUACAGACAAUCUUCUUCUUCAAAAAAAGAAGUGCCAGGACACAAGCAGCACUCAAGCUACAGCUGCACAGUUUACUCUGGAGUACAGUUUUACUGCAGACAAGCACUUUACUUCUGUGCCACUGUCAGGUGGGAAUUUUAGUGCACCUGAUGCCAUUUCCCUGACAGAGCACAAUUUUACAGUAAAGUGCCUGAUUGCCCUAGCAUAUGGCUGCAGACAGCAUGCAUAUUAUCUAUAGGUAUAAUAUACAGCAUGACUGUAGAAGGUGAGAGGGCUUGCAUGCUGAGUACUUAAUGCAGUUAUCACUCAGCCACAGGGCUUUUCAUGUUUGCCAAUGCACCUCUCACUGAAAAGCUGUGACACCCAGUACUGCACCUGUAACUUCCCAAAACAAACACAGUCAGUCACUAUCAGCACCUUUGAUCUGCAGAAGGAGGGGGGGGUCAAAGAAACCAGACUGACUCUGCAGUCCCUCAGUCAAGCCUUACCUGUUAUCCUUUUCCUGACAUUACAUUAGUUGAAGUUACCAGCUCAUCAACUUUUCCCCCAAGAGAUAAAAAGUUUGCAGCAUAAGCAAAUUUUAUAGCACUUACAAUCCUAACCCCAUUGUCAGGAAAGAACCAGCUCCUAUCCUUUUUGUUGUUGCCAUAAACCCUACCGAGCAGUUAUGCAAGCACAUUUGUGCUUUUAUAUUUGACUUACAUAUCUUCUUCACCAAGUAAAGCCAACCAGGGCAAACUUGGCUCAGCUCAUGAAAUAUUCACAGCACUGUAACACAAUUACACAUGUAUGCAUAUACACAGGGACACGUAAUAAGUGGGAAUGUUCUUACUGCUUUGAGAUGAAAACCACUUUUUUUCUUUUCCCCUAAGAAUUUCUUGCUGCCCAGGGUUAAAUGUAGGUCAAGCUGUCUGAGCCCAUGUCUGUGGCACACAGAGCAGGAUUAAACUGGAAUUUUCCACUCAACUCAACUGUCAAUCACUAUAAUGUCUGCAAAUGUUAAAUUAAGCUGGAAUGAUCUGGUGUUGGCACUGACGGGGGCUCAAGGGUGGCAUUUUGGCCUCCAUGAAAAAGAUGCCCUCUUUCUCUGAACAAGGGGUGGCUAUGUCCUGGCUGCUUGCUCAAAGCCCUGCCAAACAGAAAAUAGCUCUGUACAAGACAGUGGGAUGUUUGGAAGUGAGCAGAAACUAUACCUUGCAAGUGGAGGGACUGGGAAUGGUGGCAGGGAAAGGUUAUUCCCAGUAUUGUCACAGGCUGCACUGAGACAUGGCAUGUAGUUCAUGUGUGCUUCCUCAUCUUUAAAAUACUUUUGGCACCUUUCUGCUGCUGUUUUGCAACACACUUCAGAGUGGAAACCAUUAAAGGAUACAAAAUAUUUAGAUUAGCCCCUUUAUUAAGGAGAGCCAGCCUUCAAAUGUCCCCCUCUAACCAUAGCAGAGCAUCUACAGGCUUAGCAUGUGGCAGGUACCCCUGGGAUGGAUCAUGCAGUCCUACCAUAAUAAAUAAUGUAUUUAAGGCAACUUGGAACACCUCAGCAAGCAAAAAUUUGCAGUUAAAUAGUAAAAACUGCAGCAUAUAGUUUCCCCCUUAUGUUUUGGAAAAUUCUGGGAACAAGUAGGGCUACUGACUGUACAGGACACUGAGAAACUCAGCUCAUCAAUUUUACCACACGUAAAGAAUUCAGUGUUUCAGCUCUAAUCCCCAUUCUCAGGCUCUCAGGAGCAAUCAUUUGGCAGCCAGUCGGGAAAAAAAAUGUAGAAAACAAGCAAAAAAAAAAAUCAUGCAAGUUUUUAGUUUUCUUAAUCAAUGCUAGAGUUCUGCAAAAGCAGCACAAUGCAAACUGCACAAAAAGCAGGGCAUCGCCGCAGUAGAAGCAAGCUAUUAGAAGAGGAUUCAGCAGUAAGGGUUUUAAAAUGUGCAUUUUAAUUAGAACUCACUUAAAGCACAACCGAUCAAAACAGUGAUAAUGAGAGAAGCCUAAUUAAUUUUUGUCUAAGUAACGAAGUCUCAUUACAGAGGGGUCUUUGGAAGAAAAGGGUUUGGGAUGUUAAAACCAGGGUGUUUGUAAUGAGACACAAUACUGCUGGGAGCCUGGAAGCCAGACCUAGAGGUUUCACAGGACUGCAGCAGCCACUAUAUUAAUCUUUCAGCAGAAAAAAAGUAACCCUACUGAGAUGAGACAUCCCAUUUACAGCUGAGUUGCAAUCAUUGGCAGUGAUAUUAAAACACAAUCAAACAGAAUGGCAUAUUAUAAACUAAAUAUAAAUACAAUUAAAA